Galendromus occidentalis (western predatory mite) is the source of this 1289-nucleotide messenger RNA. RefSeq names its product tyrosine-protein kinase SRK3. The record is from RefSeq and is a predicted model, not a curated record. Gene Ontology annotation, cellular component: plasma membrane; signaling receptor complex. NCBI's taxonomy places the organism in Eukaryota, Metazoa, Arthropoda, Arachnida, Mesostigmata, Phytoseiidae. Gene Ontology annotation, molecular function: ATP binding; transmembrane receptor protein tyrosine kinase activity. Gene Ontology annotation, biological process: cell surface receptor protein tyrosine kinase signaling pathway; protein phosphorylation; multicellular organism development.
AUGAUCGAGCCAACCGGAGUCGAAACAGCCGCGUACGAACGUAUGAAGCUACUGCGAGAGCAGUUCGGUUGCUCCCUGAUUCAACCGACUUUCCUGAACGGACGUUCACGUCUGAAUAAGUUCAACAGUCAUAUCGGGAAACAGGUAAACUUGACGGUGGAUGGCGUGCGGGUGAUGGAGAAGAAGUCUACCCUGACGAGGUAUCGUAACUUCAAGAGGAUCAGAGGAAUGGCCAAGACUUCCAGCUUCCGCGGUGUCGAUCUCACGGGCAAGAACCUUUCGGGAUCUCCCUCGAUGCUGUCGAUGAGGGAACGCAAACUUGACGAUUCCAUCGGCGAAGCGGCCGCGGGAAAAAUGUUCCGCGCAGUCGAGUAUCGUCAGGGCGAGGAAGCGAGCUCACCGGCCUAUUCGUCGCUCAUCGACGGGAAUGAUCUUCAAAUGGGUCAGCGAAUCGGCCAGGGAUGCUUCGGAACAGUCUUCGAAGCCAAACUGACGACGGAGCACGGCGAGACUCGAAGCGUUGCAGUGAAGAGAGUCGAUCCUGAUGCUGACCGAUUUGCCGUGGAAGAUUUCGAACGCGAAAUCGCCAUCAUGUCGCAGCUCGAGCAUCCGAACAUCGUGAGGGUCAUUGGACUCGUCAACGACGGCGGAAUGCUCAUGGUCAUGGAGCUCAUGGGCUUCGGUUCUCUGCCAGACUACCUCCACGCCAAUCACAAUCACGACCUGCUGGGGAAAGAAGAGCUGAUAAAAUUCGGCUGCGACAUCGCGACUGCGAUGGAGUCCCUUGGGCAGAGGGAGAUCGUCCAUCGGGAUCUCGCAGCGCGGGACAUCCUGGUAGACUCUGAUUCAUGCGCCAAGUUGAGCGAUUUCGGGCUCGCUCACUCCUUGAAAGAGGAAGACACUCUUCCGACCAAGUUCUUGGACCGCUGCUUGCCAGUCGAAUGGCAGGCUCCGGAGUCCAUCUUGCUCGACAUAUUUUCCACGAAGAGCGAUGUCUGGAGCUUCGGGGUCCUCCUCUGGGAAACAUUCACAUUCGGUCAGGAUCCCAUUUUGAUGUAUUCGAUGGAUCCGAGGGAAAUCGGAAUGGCACUCAUGGAUGGCGAUCGUCUGCCGUGCCCUAUCGACUGCCCCACCGAUGUAUAUGAUGUCAUGCAAGAGUGCUGGGACUCGGACUACAACUCGAGACCCAGCUUUGCAAUCAUCUUGCACAGGCUUCGAAAAAUUAUCGGAUUCGCUGAGUAGGUAGAUCGUUCAAUUCGAAUUGUAUCCCAUCAAAUAAACAAUGCGGA